Molecule: messenger RNA, 1029 nt
Organism: Penicillium daleae
Lineage: Eukaryota; Fungi; Ascomycota; Eurotiomycetes; Eurotiales; Aspergillaceae
Product: metallophosphoesterase family protein
Exons: 1
Coding region: 1-1029 (342 amino acids)
Biological process (GO): polyphosphate catabolic process
Cellular component (GO): cytoplasm
Molecular function (GO): phosphatase activity; endopolyphosphatase activity
Source: RefSeq, a predicted model, not a curated record
AUGUCCACUUCAAAGCAGGGAAAGGUGUUUCGAAUUACAACAUUUAUUUCCGAUUUACGGACUAAUCUUAUCCCACCAUCUUCUUCCUCACAUUUGGAAAAUGGCCACCGGAGUCGACGCUUGGUCAUUGUGGGCGACGUACACGGAAUGAAAAAGUCACUGGAAGGACUCCUUGAGAAAGUCGGCUUUGACAAAGGCAAAGGGGAUCAUCUAAUCCUUGCUGGUGACAUUACCAACAAGGGACCUGAUAGUCCUGGCGUUGUCGAUAUCGCGAUCAGGCUAGGCGCCAGCGCAGUAAGAGGCAAUCACGACAAUGCAGUCCUUGAUGCGGCGGCCGAGAUUGCCGCUAAGGGUGGCUGGGACCAGUUCAAAGGCUUGAUUGAAACUUUCAAUGCACAUGAGCAUUCCUCGGACAACAUGCCCAAGGACACUGUUCCUACUGAAGGCUCUGAGAAGACCGAAUCUGCUACGCCCAACAUUACCAUGCGACAUGGCCCAACAACAUAUAGAACGGCAUCACAACUUUCAGCGCGCCAAAUUGAAUGGCUUUCUGCGUUGCCAUUGAUUUUGCGGAUUCAACUCCCCCAUAAUAUACCGUGCACACUUGGCGACAAUAUAGUUGUCGCACAUGCGGGUCUUGUUCCUGGCAUUCCACUUGAAGAGCAAGACCCCCACGCUGUGCUACAUAUGAGAAGCCUCGCUCGCAAACCGGGCGGGGAAGCUAGCUUAACGCCCGAGGAGUCCUCUGGAGAAGAGGGUUGGGCCGUGGAAUGGGACAGAUGGCAGGAACAGCUCACAUCACGGACGACGGUGGUUUUCGGACACGACGCAAAGCGGCGUUUGCAGCUGGGCAAGUAUACCAUUGGACUGGAUACAGCAUGUCUCUAUGGGAAUCAGCUCAGCGCGCUUGUGAUUUCGACUACCGACGUAGGAAUUGAGCAUCGAAUCAUCUCGGUUGAUUGUGCUGAUACGCCCGUAGCCCCAAAAUCAUCGGCUAAAGAAGAUGAUAAGACAGCUGUGGAUAAGUAG